ACUACUUAUGAGCUCUUGAGUGGGGAUUUCGUCUUUGCAAGGAAGCUUGCAUGUACGAUAGAUAUCUUUGAAAAACAGAGACUUCGGAACUUACGACCGUACAUAUACAUUGACGUAGACGCAAAACGAAUCGGGGAUCGACUAUCAACAACAUGACCACCAGCCGCAAGAAGAACGUCGCCCUCGUCGGGCUCUCCGCCAAGGGUUCAUGGGCAUCCCAAGCGCAUCUACCUUACUUCAAGGAAUCCUCGCUGUUCAAGAUCCAUGCUCUACAAAACAGCUCAAAGUCGUCGGCUCUUGAGGCAGCCCAGACCUAUUCGCUGGACGGGGUCGUCCCUUAUGGAGAUCCAUCAGAGACCGCUUCCGACCCUGAAAUCGACAUCGUCGCCAUCAGCGUCAAAGUCCCCAUGCACAAGAGUCUCCUCCUUCCCGCUAUCGACGCUGGCAAGGACGUCUUUUGCGAAUGGCCGCUGGCAAGAAACUUGCAAGAGGCGAGGGAGAUCGUCCAGCUCGCCAAGUCCAAGGGAGUCAAGACCGCCAUCGGGUUGCAGGCUCGUCAAGAUCCCGCUAUCCUCAAAGCGAAGGAGAUUGUCAGGUCCGGCCAGAUCGGGGAGGUGAUGGGUACCAAUAUGUUUGGGCACGGAGGAAUCUUCACCCCUUCCAUCCCUUCCAUCAAAGAGGACGUCGCUUACUUGUCAGACAUCGACAACGGCGCGAACCUGUUGACGAUCCCAUUCGGUCACGCCGUCGUGGACGAUGACGGGAAACCGACCAGGAUCAGUCAUAAAACGGCUCACGACUACAUCACGGUGAACGCCCGGUUGAUCGAUAGCGGUGGUGUCGCCGACAUCACCUACGCCCCCGGCAACUCUCUUACCGGCAAAGGUUUCUACUGGGAGAUCACGGGUACCGAGGGUUCCCUCGUCCUCGAAGGUCCAAUGGGCCACGUCCAGAUCGCCCCUCCCACGCUCAAGAUGGCCACCACCGCCGAACCCGAGCUGAAACUCGUCCCCCUUGCCCGAGCUUCGGAUGCCACGUACGCGAUCGGCAAGGCCUGGGACGCGUUCGCUGGGGUCGGUUUGGACGAGGGUCAUACGGUGACCACGUUCGAGGACGCCUUGGUGAGACACGAGAUGAUCGACGCUAUCUACAGGAGUGCAGAGUCGGGCCGUCGUGAGAAUUACGUGUGAGGGCAGGAGAGGAAGCGGGGCUUGGGAGUCGAUUUCGUGUGUAGACUUAGACAUGUAUUGUAGGGCAAAUAAUAGCUGUCUCAUCACGGACAUGUAUGGUACCA
Messenger RNA from Filobasidium floriforme, 1294 nucleotides. Its product is annotated as NAD-binding Rossmann fold oxidoreductase family protein. The record is from RefSeq and is a predicted model, not a curated record. NCBI's taxonomy places the organism in Eukaryota, Fungi, Basidiomycota, Tremellomycetes, Filobasidiales, Filobasidiaceae. The transcript has 4 exons. Gene Ontology annotation, molecular function: nucleotide binding. The coding region runs from base 153 to 1190 and encodes 345 amino acids.